UAAAGUACAAGGCGGUACGGUGUUGCCAAAUCCAUGAUUUUACAGCGUAAUUGGGGUACUUUUACACUGCUGCGGAAGGUUAAAGCGAUCUCCCCAGAACGCAAUUUUGACCGAAGGGACGACAGAGAAAGGGGAAAAUCGCGGGUAAAACGCUAUUGGGCUGGUUUUGAUUAGAAUUCGGGCUGGUUUUGAUUUCGCAGACCUGGCAACCCUGACAACACUGAUAAGGGUUAACGUUGUUUACGAGUGUUUCAGACAGUAUGGGCAAAAUAGCGGUACUCUCGUUAGCUGCUAUUGCUCUGGCAGCUUUCAUCGGAGAAAGGCUCGUUGCACUUAGGCAUUCAACACUUUCCUCCAGAGAACUUACCCAAAACUACCUUCCUAACUGUCACCUAAUAGAGGGCAUAGAGUAUGGGGCUGAAGAUAUCACCAUACUUGACGAUGGAUUGGCUUUUCUGAGCACUGGCUUGAAGUAUCCAGGCUUACCGUACUAUUCAGAUGACCCUGGAAAGAUCUACUCCCUAAAUCUGUUGGAUUCUGAUCUGAAAAUUAAAGCACUGAACAUCAAGGGUCAGUUUGACAAAGGCUCUUUUAAUCCACAUGGAAUCAGUGUGUACACAGAUGAAAAAGAUGGUGCCAUAUACCUGUUUGUUGUUAAUCAUCCUCAAGGCAAAAGCCAAGUGGAGAUUUUCAGAUUUGUUGAGGGUGAAAAUGCUCUUCAACACAUUAAGACCAUCAGGCAUGAACUCCUGCACAAUGUGAAUGAUAUAGUAGCUGUGGGGACCGAAAGCUUUUAUGCCACCAAUGACCAUUACUUCACUAAUGGGAUUCUCAAGGUUAUGGAGCCACUUCUGUCUUUGUCCUGGAGUGACGUCGUCUACUACAGCCCUCAGACUGUGCAGGUUGUGGCAGGGGGCUUUUCAUCUGCCAAUGGCAUAAAUAUCUCCCCCGAUAAAAGGCAUUUGUAUGUGUCAAAUAUCCUGAAGCACAAAAUUCGUGUCAUGGAAAUACAGAAGAACACUGUAUUGUCUCAUGUAAAGGAGGUUGAUGUGGGGUCACUGUGUGACAACAUUGAGGUGGACCGUGAAUCUGGAGACCUAUGGCUGGGCUGCCACCCAAAUGGUCUCAAAUUCAUGCUUAGUGAUCCAAAUGAUCCGCCGGGCUCUGAGGUUAUCAGGAUUGAGAACAUCCUGUCUGAAAAGCCCCGGGUGACUCAGGUAUAUGCAGAUGACGGCAGUGUGAUCAUUGCUUCUUCAGUGGCAACCCCAUAUGGAGGAAAGCUGCUCAUUGGAACAGUUUAUCAGAAAGCUCUGAUAUGUGACCUUAAAUAGUGAAUCUAAAUAAAUAUUUGAUUUGGAUAGGGCAUAUAAUUUCAGAUAUUGGCUUUUUCCAACAAACAAAUGAAAGACUAGACAUGCUAAUUAUAGAUCUCUAAAAUGUAAAUUUGUGCCAGCAUUGUUCUGCAGUGACAUUCUAUACUUCAUUUUAAAAGGUUUUAAACUAAAGUUUUAAAAUCACAUAAUGAUUUUACAUUCCAUUUGGGUCAAGUGAAACUUACAGUUUGAGUUAACUGAUGGCUUGAUUUAACAAUGUCCUAUAACUUUGUAACACACAUUAUUUUAAUAGUAUAUGAUGUCAGUGAAAAUGAAUAAUUUAUGAUAAUAUAUGAGUGAACUUAACAAGCAAUAUCUCUUCAAGCUGAUAGUUUGAUAGUAACACAUAAUACUGGAAUUAAUGUGUUGGAACUAUAAUAAGCACUUCAUGUUGUGGUUGUUUGACCCGGUUUAUUAUUUUUCCUGAAAAUGCUAGUUAAGGUUAUUGCAUUGGAAUAAAACAUAAUGACUUUGUUCACACAGGGUAUAUUAGUUUUUUUUUUUGUCACUUGUGAAAAAUGAAGCAUCAAAGACAUUUUUUAAUAGGCUGGUCAGGAACUCCAAAUUAGAUAAAAGAUUUUCUAAAAUUCUAAAAUUUUAUGCAUGGCAUAAAGGUUAAAUAUUUUGUUUAAAGAACCAUUGAUAAGACCAAGAAUGUCCAAACUGUACCUUGCAAGUGUGAAUGAUACUAGUGUGGAGAUUUUGUGCAACAAUAUAAUAUGAUGUAAACUGUUUAUUGGGGAACCCGAAGACAUUGUUGUUUUCAUAUUUUUGGAAGAGAAAUGGCAUCCAACUAAGCAAACCAAAGGCCGUUUUAUCUUAAAAGAUAAAAUAAUCUGUGUUCAUUGGAGUGUGAGUGAUUUAGUUGACUUGAUUACUCUGGAAUCAUCCUUCUGUCCAAUGACUAGCACAUUUAUUUGAAACAGUCCUGUGAGUGUUCAUGACUUAACGUAGCUUCUGAAUUUUAUAUGAUUAUGAAACAAAUCCAUUUUCAGCAUUUUGUGUAGAUAUGCACUUUACUUACACAAAAGGGUUGCAUGAUACCAAUUUGAGUAUUCAUUAAAACUCAUGACUGAAAAGAA
Molecule: messenger RNA, 2455 nt
Organism: Cyprinus carpio (common carp)
Lineage: Eukaryota; Metazoa; Chordata; Actinopteri; Cypriniformes; Cyprinidae
Product: serum paraoxonase/arylesterase 2-like
Molecular function (GO): arylesterase activity
Source: RefSeq, a predicted model, not a curated record